AUGGAGGCGGCCCACAGCCUCCCGGUGCUCGACGUGCUCCGCCGCUUCGGGGUCAGCGAGAGCUGCGGGCUCAGCCCCGAGCAGGUCCGCCGCCACCGCGAGAAGUACGGCCCCAAUGAGCUCCCUGCAGAAGAAGGAAAGUCCCUCUGGGAGUUGGUGCUGGAGCAGUUUGAAGAUCUCCUCGUCCGCAUCCUUUUGAUGGCAGCUUUUCUGUCCUUUAUCCUGGCCUGGUUUGAGGAAGGAGAGGAGACCACGACGGCGUUUGUGGAGCCCAUUGUCAUCAUUAUGAUCCUGAUCGCCAACGCCGUGGUGGGCGUGUGGCAGGAGAGAAACGCCGAGAGUGCCAUCGAGGCCUUGAAGGAGUACGAGCCCGAGAUGGGGAAGGUGAUCCGGGCUGACCGCAGCGGGGUGCAGCGGAUCCGCGCCCGGGACAUUGUCCCCGGGGACAUCGUGGAGGUGGCAGUUGGUGACAAGGUGCCAGCGGACAUCCGGGUCAUCGAAAUCCGUUCCACCACCCUGCGGGUCGACCAGUCCAUCCUCACAGGGGAGUCUGUAUCGGUGAUCAAACAUGCUGACCCCAUCCCUGACCCUCGGGCUGUCAACCAGGACAAGAAGAACAUGCUUUUCUCUGGCACCAACAUCGCAGCUGGGAAGGCCGUGGGGGUCGUCAUUGCAACAGGGGUGUACACCGAGAUCGGGAAGAUCCGAAACCAGAUGGUGGAGACCGAGCCCGAGAAGACGCCCUUGCAGCAGAAGCUGGACGAGUUCAGCCAGCAGCUCUCCAAGGUGAUCUUCCUGGUGUGCAUCGCCGUCUGGGUCAUCAACAUCAGCCACUUCAGCGACCCCGUCCACGGCGGCUCCUGGUUCCGGGGGGCCAUCUACUACUUCAAGAUUUCGGUGGCGCUGGCGGUGGCCGCCAUUCCCGAGGGCCUCCCGGCCGUCAUCACCACCUGCCUGGCGCUGGGCACGCGCCGCAUGGCCAAGAAAAACGCCAUCGUCCGGAGCCUGCCCUCGGUGGAGACCCUGGGCUGCACCUCCGUCAUCUGCUCCGACAAGACCGGCACCCUCACCACCAACCAGAUGUCCGUCUGCCGGAUGUUCAUCAUGGAGAAGGUGGAGGGCAACCAGUGCAGCCUGCACGAGUUCAGCAUCACCGGCUCCACCUACGCCCCCGAGGGACAGAUCCUGAAGGAUGAGCAGCCAGUGCAGUGUGGGCAGUACGACGGGCUGGUGGAGCUGGCCACCAUCUGUGCCCUCUGCAACGACUCCUCGCUGGACUACAAUGAGGUACAGGGGGUCUAUGAGAAGGUGGGGGAAGCCACUGAAACAGCCCUGACGUGCCUGGUGGAGAAGAUGAACGUGUUCAACACGGACCUCAGCAAACUCUCCAAGGUGGAGAGAGCCAACGCCUGCAAUUCGGUGAUCAAGCAGCUGAUGAGGAAGGAGUGCACCCUCGAGUUCUCCCGUGACCGCAAGUCCAUGUCUGUGUACUGCACACCCACCAGCCCUGGCAACAACUCCACUGGCAGCAAGAUGUUUGUCAAGGGCGCCCCGGAAAGUGUGAUCGAGCGCUGCACCCACGUCCGUGUGGGCACUGCCAAGGUCCCGCUGACGGCCCCGGUGCGGGAGAAGAUCCUGGGCAGGAUCCGGGACUGGGGCAUGGGCAUCGACACGCUGCGGUGCCUGGCCCUGGCCACGCUCGACUCGCCCGCCCGCAGGGAGACCAUGCAGCUGCACGACUCCGCCGCCUUCGUCCACUACGAGAACAACCUGACCUUCGUGGGCUGCGUGGGGAUGCUGGACCCUCCCCGCAAGGAGGUCACCUCGUCCAUCGAGAUGUGCCGCAAGGCCGGCAUCCGCGUCAUCAUGAUCACCGGCGACAACAAGGGCACGGCCGUGGCCAUCUGCCGCCGGAUCGGCAUCUUCUCGGAGACCGAGGACGUGUCUGGCAAAGCCUACACGGGCCGGGAGUUCGACGAGCUGUCCCCCGAGGCGCAGCGCCAGGCGUGCCGCCACGCCCGCUGCUUCGCCCGUGUGGAGCCCGCGCACAAGUCCCGCAUCGUCGAGUACCUCCAGUCCUUCAACGAGAUCACCGCCAUGACGGGUGACGGGGUGAACGACGCCCCGGCCCUGAAGAAAGCGGAGAUUGGCAUCGCCAUGGGGUCGGGCACGGCCGUGGCCAAGACGGCCUCGGAGAUGGUCCUGGCCGACGACAACUUCUCCACCAUCGUGUCGGCCGUCGAGGAGGGCAGAGCCAUCUACAACAACAUGAAGCAGUUCAUCCGCUAUCUCAUCUCCUCCAACGUCGGGGAGGUCGUUUGCAUCUUCCUGACGGCCAUCCUGGGCUUGCCCGAGGCCCUCAUCCCUGUGCAGCUGCUGUGGGUGAACCUGGUGACGGACGGGCUGCCGGCCACCGCGCUGGGCUUCAACCCCCCCGACCUGGACAUCAUGGAGAAGCAGCCCCGCAACCCCAAGGAGCCCCUCAUCAGUGGCUGGCUCUUCUUCCGCUACCUGGCCGUCGGAGUGUACGUGGGCCUGGCCACGGUGGGAGCAGCGACCUGGUGGUUCCUGUACGACGCCGAGGGACCACAGGUCUCCUUCCAUCAGCUGAGGAACUUCAUGAGGUGCACUGAGGACAACCCCAUCUUUGAAGGAAUCGACUGUGAGAUCUUCGAGUCCCGAUACCCAACCACGAUGGCUCUGUCUGUGCUGGUGACAAUCGAAAUGUGCAACGCUCUGAACAGUGUCUCUGAGAACCAGUCGCUGCUGCGGAUGCCACCGUGGCUCAACAUCUGGCUGCUGGGGGCCAUCAUCAUGUCCAUGGCUCUGCACUUCCUCAUCCUCUACGUCAAGCCCAUGCCUCUCAUCUUCCAGGUGACCCCCCUGAGCUGGCCGCAGUGGGUGGUCGUGCUGAAGAUCUCCCUGCCCGUGAUCCUGCUGGACGAAGGACUCAAGUACCUUUCCCGCAACCACCUGGACGGAGAAGAGGACAAGAAAUGAAUGACACAAAGGCAACACUCUGAACUAAAGGAUCCCUAACUUGUAACUCGGACUGAAGUCUUGCAUGUGUGACCAUCACUAGAAGCCAGCAGGACAUGCAUGUGUCCGACUAUCAGACAAAUGCGGGUGAAUCGUCGAAAAGAAAAAUACUGAUUUUGUUUUGUUUCGUAGCUUUCUUUCUCCUGUACAUACGAGUGCAAUUACUGGACAGCUGGCGUUGGGUUUGGGGAUGGAGCUGUGUGGACCUGGGUCGUUGCAACGCGGUUCCUUGGGGAUUUGUUCCUGCCAAAUUUGAGAUCCUCUUUCCAAUUUUCGCCCUCGCCGGGUGAGCUCAGGCAGGGCAUCCUCCACGAAGGGGGGCAGUCGGGAUUUUGGGCGCAGAUGGGAGGCUGCAUCCCCCAAGGGGAUGGGGUGAACGAGGGCAGCUUCUGGGGCCAGAAAGGGCUUGGCAGUGGGUGAGGGCAGGGAGAGAGGUGAGGGGGUCGUGUGUUGGGGUCUCUGACCCUUGAUGAUUUCAUCACUGCUGCUCUGCUGGCCCACUCCGGUGGCCAGAGAGUCUGGGAAUACCUUCAGAGUGUGCCCGACAGUGGUGUGGAUCUCACAGACGUGUGUUUGUACAUUGAGAUCAGGUGCCUGUGGUGGAAGGCAAAGUUCUCCCUAUUUAUCGUGCUGUCCUGUUUGAUCCCUGCGUUGUGGAAAGCCCAGCACCUUCUCAGGCUCAUCCAACACCAAAGCAUGACGUAGCCUUGUCUGUCCUUCUCCAUCCCACGUCUUCUUACAUCCCAUCUGCACUAUAUGAACCACCCUCCUCCUCGUAGGGGCAGCCAUGUAAAGCAAAGCAUGGGGACACCCACCUUUGCAUUCCUCAUGUCCACCACUCCCUCCUGGUCACACUUUCAUCCCUCAGUGGAUUUUUAACUACUUCCCUAGCAGGAGUAGAGCUUAAGUCUUUAGGAGCGUGUCCAUGACUUCGUGUCCUCUGCUUUGGAGAACAUCACUGUCUUGCACAGGGCAUCCUUGCCAAGGGAUCAAGAUGGGAAUGAAUGUAUGCUUGUACAUAACGUGGUCUUUCUCCAUGGGUGGUGUUUGUUGUGGCAUCCCUUUUUGUGAGGCACCAAGUUUAUUUUGCCCUCUUGGGAUUUUUCCGCAGCAGGAGCAAGACAGGCUGCAGUGAGGGUUGGUAGAUCAGGAGUGGGUUUGGGAUCCAGUGAAUUGAUCUGUCUCCAUCAAACCACAUCAGCUGAGAAGCUGAGAGUGGGUGGUUUCUUCUCCUGCUCUCCAAAUCCUCCCUCCUGUUUUCCUCAUGGUCCCCUAUGAUCCAUCCUGAUAAUAUUUAACUAGCCAGAGCCUUUCCUUUCUCUUACAUUCCAGCAGCAGCACUAGAGCCAGGGUUUGGGGUAGCAUUUUGCUCCUUUGCUGUUGGGUUUUUUCUUCUACUUUUUGCCUCUUAAAAGCUUCCAGUGCUUUUCUGUUUCACCUGGGCAAGAGCUACUCUUCUUCUGUACAGUAGGUGCCAAAUAUCAUCCCUCCUUUCUUUUCUCCAUCACCAGCAUUGAAGAUGAGCAGAGCCCCCAGACCAAUGGGAAUGUACAGAAUUGUUAUACUACUGAGCUGAUUUAUUGUACAGAAAACCUUGCAUGAAAUGUUGUUACUGUAUUUAAUAUAUAAUGUAUUCAAGGAAUUUUAAUAUGGAGCUCUUUAAAAAGAUCUUUAUAGAUACUCUGUGGUUAGAAGAUUGUUGCUGAUUUUUUUUUUUAAAUCUUAUUAUACUUUGUCUUGAAGAAGUUUUAUUUUUCAAAUGUGUUCUGUCUAAUUGAUUUAAUUAGUUGAUCCCAUGGGACAACCAGUUCCUCUUCAAAGAUUUUCACCGUGGAUGAGGUUCACCCUGGUGCAGAGGACCAGGGCAUGACCCAGGUACUGCUCAAGCCUUCAAGAUAAGGCUUCAGUAAGACUAAUGCUGUAGACGUGUGAUUUGCCUUUCCCCAAAAGGGUGGAUUUCACCUUAUUUUAGUACACAAUAGAAUUGUUUAGGUUGGAAAAGUUGUCCAAGAUGACUGAGUCCAGUUCCAUCUCUCUGUGCAGAAAAAUAACCAGUGGGAAUUUAAUCCAGUACCAGCUCGAGGACAUCAGAGGAAACAGCUUCUGUGUUUCCCUGAGGCUGAAAACCAGUUUGGGAGAGUCUGGUCUGGAUUCAGAGGCCAGACUGGAUUCAGAGCAUCCCAGCCCUAUUGGGAGGGUCCAGCAAAGCUUUCAGCUGCCCGAUGGCAUCUCCCUGGGACAUUGUGCCUGCAGGAACCUGCUUGGGCCAUCCAUUGCACCUCCUGAGUUAACAGUGUUUUCCCUGGACUUGAGGUGUGCUGGGGGAUUAUUAAUUUUAUCCAAAUUUGUGUAUGUGUGUGUGUGUGGAGGAGUUCCUGGUGUAAAAGCCUGGGCAGGGUCAGUCUGUUCAUGCAGUCGUUGGGUCGCAGUUGUGAGUCACCAAACCCUGAGCCUUCGUGGGCAGCAAACCAGAGCUGGGUCCCAGCCAAAGGCUUGUUCUUUCCAGCAGCAACAAAUUCAGUUUGGUUUCUAUUGUGAGCCUUCAGAUCUACCUAGAAAAUAGCACAGGUAACCUGCAGGAGUCCCCCUUGCUAGGAGGGACCAUUUUGUCACAUCAUUUCCCUUUCUGAAUGGCUGAGCACAUCUCUCUUCCCCCCAUCCUUUAAUUACUUGGAAUACAGGUUUCACUCCAUUCUCUUUGAUUACAGAGGCUUAUACUUCAAAUAUCUUAAUGAUGUAGAAAAGUAUCCAGUGAUGUAAUUAUUUUUUCUUUUAUUCUUCAGUGAAGGGUCAGGGCAAAUCACAGAGUAGUUAUUUAUUGCAUGUGUGCCACCAACAGCCCGCUGGGCUGGACCAUGUUCUUGUGGAAACAUGGAGAUCCUAAAGCCAAGACCAUCACUUAGGGAUCAGGUCUUGGGUCUUACCAAGGCAUCUAAACGUGCAAUACAAGGGAGAUGGGCUCUGGGUGGCUGCUUUGCCCAGGAGUUUGUUAAAAAAAGCAGCUUGGAGGCAAACCUCUGGGCUCCUUGCUUUUUUUGGCAACAGAGUUUAGGAAUUAUUUCCUUUUUAGUUUUAUUUUGAUGGUGCUGCCUGGCAUAUUCGAAGGCUUUAAAUAAAACUUAGGUCUUUCCAGCAAGACCUCUAACAUCGGUGGGCUGCUGUGGCAGAUCCUCCACGAGGUGCAGGGCAUAGGAUGUGCUGGGGUGGCAGCAUGGGAUUAUCCAUGAGCACUUUAUACUCCUUCCUCAGGGGCCAAGCACCGUGCUGGGGUACAGCCAAGGUGGGUGGGGAGGGUCCCGUGUCCCCGGGGCAAACACCCAGCGGAUCAGCUUUGGGCAGCAGCUGUGGAAAGUCUUUUGUACUGUUUUGGGAUGUUGUGUCAUUGUGGGCAGUUGCUGGGUGAGCUCUUCCCCCUGUGGUGUGUGAUCCCGUGGGGAGGCAGGUUGGAAAAGGAAAAAGAGCAAAGUAGUGCAUCCUGUGUUUUUUUUGUGUUGUGUGGCCGCCGUAGGGCUCAGGGUGUGGAUGAGGUUUGGGAUUUGUGUGUUUGAGGCUUUGGCAUUGGGAAGAUGCCCUGUGUAUGUUUCUGAUGCCAAGGCUGGAUGGUACCACCAGGCUCUGGAGAGGUCAGCUGGAAGGACAGGCUCUACUGGAGGGGACUUUGUUCCUGUAAAAACAUCAAACCUGGGAUGGAACCAGAGUUUCUGCUCACGGCGUGGAUGGUAGAAGUAGCUGGAGGAGCAAUAGGAAAAUUCAGCAUUAAUUUUUGUUUCUUCUUUUGUACAUCAGGCUGAUAGUGCUGCUCCCCAGACAGGGUCCUGCUCCACCAAAACUCCUCAAAUAAUUGCUGUGCAGGGGCUCAGGCUGAGAGAUGUUCAUGAGGUUGUGACCUUGGCAUCACAUAACUCCUGAACCUCAAACACACCAGAGUCCCCAAUACCAACUCCUAAGACUUAUUGUGAUUUUUGGACCAUGCCUGCCAUGGCCACCACCUUCUAUAAAUGAUGCCAGAGAUUCAGGCCCACCUGAGUUGGUUUUUUCCCCCAGUUCUGCAGUGGCAUUUUCUGUCAGGGGAAACAGUGUGGACUCAGGUUUUUGAGACCAAGGAGGCGGCUUCACCCCGUGCAGAGCUUGCAUGGCAAGGUUAGGGAUAGGGUUUGCAGGGCUGAAGAAAGGGAAACACAGGGUGAAUUGUGCUCCCUGGACUUUUCCUCAUGGUGCCAUUCAGCUUUUGGUCUGGGUGGGGCAUUAAAUGAGCCAAAAUCUGUGUGUGCCUGGAGUGAUGGAGCCGUGGGUACCUCAGGGGGCAGGUCAGUCCAGGCACUUGGGACCAAGAGGAGGGUGACCACUGAGCUGCCAGGGGGUGCCCUCAGUGGCUUGGGUCUGGGAAUAUGUUGAUUAUUUUUUAUAUGAGUUGCCUGAACAGCCAAAUCUAGAAAUCUCUGAGUUCGUGCUCUGUAGCAAAAGAUAAAUCAUUAUAUCUUGGGGGGAGGUGGGAGGGUGUUAACUGAGGGACAGAACUGAAAGAAAUGAGGUUUCCUAUUUUAUUAUACGAGAGAUAUUUUUCCACUAAAUUACUGCUUCCUAAAUCGUGUCCUUUGUCUGACUGUAAAUAGCCAGGUGUGCCGGGAAGACGUGGGAAGGCUCCUCGUGGUCACAUCCAUACAAUCCACUCUGUUCACACAAUAUUGGGCUGAUUUGUUUUAUACUUAGAAAAUUACAGAAAUAAAAGCGAUUUUACUGGA
Molecule: messenger RNA, 7781 nt
Organism: Lepidothrix coronata (blue-crowned manakin)
Lineage: Eukaryota; Metazoa; Chordata; Aves; Passeriformes; Pipridae
Gene: ATP2A3
Product: ATPase sarcoplasmic/endoplasmic reticulum Ca2+ transporting 3
Exons: 21
Coding region: 1-3000 (999 amino acids)
Biological process (GO): intracellular calcium ion homeostasis; calcium ion transmembrane transport
Cellular component (GO): membrane
Molecular function (GO): ATP binding; P-type calcium transporter activity; ATP hydrolysis activity
Source: RefSeq, a predicted model, not a curated record